AUGUGCUUUUGGAAUCUCGUCAGGGAAGUUCUUAGGUUUCAUGGUGUCUCAAAGAGGGAUCGAGGCAAAUCCAAAAAAGAUUCAGGCUAUACUCGCCAUGCGCUCACCGCGAAAUAUAAAGGAGGUCCAAAAGCUCACAGGACGAGUUGCAGCUUUGAGCAGGUUUUGAAAAAGGCCUUUGAAUGGACAACCACGGAGGAAAUAGCUUUCACCCAACUGAAGGAGUAUUUGGCAUCACCACCAUUGCCGAGUAGGACUCAGGAUGGAGAGAAUCUAUUCCUGUACUUAGCUGUCUCCCCUCAAGCCGUCAACACGGUUUUGGUUCGGGAAGAGCAGGGAACCCAACUCCCAGUAUAUUAUACCAGCAGGGCACUACGAGGAGCUGAGUUAAGAUACCCCAGAGCUAAAAAAAUAGCCUUUGCAAUGGUUAUAGCAGCCAGAAGGCUACGGCCAUACUUCCAAGCUCAUCCAAUCAAAUUGUUAAUGGACCAACCGCUUCGAAGAAUUCUCCACUCACCAGAGACGUCAGGCCGACUAAUUCAGUGGUCAAUAGAGCUUGGCGAAUUUGAUAUAGAAUAUAAACCUCGAAUUGCCAUCAAGGUCGACGGAUCAAUAACUAAAGAUGCAAGCGGAGCAGGCUUAAUUCUAACAUCCCCGAAAGGACAACGCCUUAGCUACGCGCUUAGAUUUGAGUUCAAAACAACCAACAAUGAAGCCGAAUACGAAGCCCAAGUGGUUGGAUUGGAGCUGGCAAGUGCCGUUGGAGCUAGCCAUGUGCUGGCCAAAAGCGAUUUACAACUGGUUGUGGGACAAGUCCUCAGGGAAUACACCGUCAAGGAAGAGAUCAUGCAAAAGUAUGUGGAUAAAGUAAAGGCUCAAGUUGCGAAAUUGCAAAGCUUCAAUAUUGUCAGAAUCCCAAGGGAGGAAAACAAUGAAGCAGAUUAUUUGGCAAAGCUGGCCAUGGCUAAGGAGGACGCUAUUCCACGGAAUACACCUGUAAGAUACUUAGAGUUGCCAAGUAUCGUCUCCCCAGAUAUACAAGUUCAGGCCAUCAAUUAUAGUGACUCAUGGACUGGUCCCAUAGUUGACUACAUAACUAAUGGGACACUACCAGGAGAUAAGGUCAAAGCCAGACAGCUUAAGAUCAGAGUUGCAAAGUACUUGAUGAUGGGAGAUGUGCUAUAUAGAAGGAGUUUUUCAUUACCUUACCUGAGGUGUCUCACCACAACGGAGUCUUUGCAAGCUAUGGAAGAGGUCCACCAAGGAAUAUGUGGGGAUCACCAAGGUGGCCGCAUGCUAGCUUACAAACUCCUCAGGUUAAGGUACUACUGGCCCAGCAUGCAAAAGGAUUGCAACUCUUUGGUACAAAAAUGUGAAAAAUGUCAACGCUUUGCAAAUAUCAUUCAUGGAUCACCUACGGUUUUAACCCCAAUGAAAGGACCUUGGCCAUUUGCCCAAUGGGGGUUAGACCUGAUUGGCCCGCUUCCCAUGGCUGCGGGCCAGGUCCAAUAUGCUAUAAUAGAUGUGGAUUACUUCAUAAAGUGGGUUGAAGUUAAGGCACUGGCCACAAUCACAGCGGAGGGAAUACAUGUGCAUUAUGCCUCUAAAGCUCAUCCAAAAGCUAAUGGGCAAGUCGAAGUUACGAAUCGCACCAUCAAAAAGGGGAUUAAGAAGAGGCUGCGAGAGGCCAAAGGAACCUGGCCGGACGAACUUUAUAAUGUGCUAUGGGCAUAUCGAACAACACCCCAAACUGCAACUGGAGAAACACCAUAUUCUCUUGCAUUCGGGGCAGAAGCAGUAGUCCCCAUUGAAGUGGAACUCCUCAACUACAGGACUACAAGCAUUGACCACCAAGAAAACCAGAAGGAUCUUAGGGCUGAGCUAGAUCUCUUGGAAGAAACAAGGGAAACAACAAUGGCCAAAAUAGCCGUUUACCAGCAGAGGAUGGUCAAGUACCAUGAAGCACAAGUUAGGCCAAGAAGCUUUCGUACUGGUGAUCUAGUUCUACGGAAAUUAGAUCCCACUGGGAAGAAAGUGGGCUAUCAGGUCCUACACCAUGUCAAAGCUGGUGCAUACAGGUUCGCAACCCUAAGGGGAAAAGAACUACCAAACUCAUGGAACGCAGAGCAUCUCAAGAAAUACUACAAGUAG
Molecule: messenger RNA, 2151 nt
Organism: Rhododendron vialii
Lineage: Eukaryota; Viridiplantae; Streptophyta; Magnoliopsida; Ericales; Ericaceae
Exons: 4
Coding region: 1-2151 (716 amino acids)
Molecular function (GO): RNA-DNA hybrid ribonuclease activity; nucleic acid binding
Source: RefSeq, a predicted model, not a curated record